This is a messenger RNA of Dioszegia hungarica, 666 nucleotides long. RefSeq lists its product as uncharacterized. The record is from RefSeq and is a predicted model, not a curated record. The transcript is spliced from 4 exons. Bases 1 to 666 code for a protein of 221 amino acids. NCBI's taxonomy places the organism in Eukaryota, Fungi, Basidiomycota, Tremellomycetes, Tremellales, Bulleribasidiaceae.
AUGUUCGGCAAGACCACCCUCGUCGCCCUCGUCGGCGCUCUCAGCGCCUCCGCCAACCAGGUCUCCAACCUCAUGACCCGGUCCGAGCACGCCCCCUUCCUUGCGCGCCAGAUCACUCCCGCCCAGAUCCCCCAGGCGUGCCAGUCCCAGUGCACCUCGGCGCUCAACAUCUACCAGGCGUGCACCUCGGGCGACACCAACACCUGUCUCUCGGUCUGCCAGCCGAGCAACUACUCCAACUUUGUCGGCUGUCUCCAGUGUGUCCUUAGCAACACCCCUGGGGUCUCGUCCUCGGAGGUCUCAUCCCUCAACGCCGUCCUCGGUCAGCUUGCCGGCGCGUGCUCCCAGGCCGGUCAGGCCGUGAGCAGCACCGCUCUCUCUGCCGGUUCCGCGUCUCGCUCCGCUAGCGCUUCGGGUUCCUCGGGCGUUGCGACCGCGUCUGCGUCUGCGACAUCCAGGUCCGCUUCGGCGUCGUCCGUCUCGGGCUCCGCUUCCGGCGCCCUUGCUUCGAUCAGCAGCGUCAUCAACUCCGCCUCCAGCUCGGUUGCUGCUGUCGCCUCCUCCUCCCGCGCUGCCGGCCAGGCCGUCGCCGCCCUUCCCCAGGGUCUCCAGUCUGUGGUCGCUGGCCUCGUCGGUAUCGCCGCCGGUGUCGCGUACGUCCUUUGA